AUGCACUCCCCCCUCGUUCCCCAUCUCUCUCCCUCCCCCUUCUCCCCCCAUUCCCCCCACACUCACUACUCAACCCCCGCUCCCCAUUUACCCUCGUCCUCUUUCUCCCCACUGCAAUAUCAGUCACAGCAGCAUCAUGCAAAGCACCUACACUCAUUCACCCCUCAUCUCCCUCCCCUCCCCUACCACCGCCUCAUCAACCCUAGUCUCCCUCUCUCUAACCACCCCACAUCCCCCCCCCCGGCCCCCCCUGACUUUUCCCCACUCACCCCCUCAUCUUCCCCACCCACUCAUCCUUCAUCUCACCCACCCACUCACUCCUCAUCUCACCCACCCAAUCACUCCUCAUCUCUCCCACCCACUCACUCCUCAUCUCACCCACCCACUCACUCCUCAUCUCCCCCACCCACUCAUUCCUCAUCUCCCCCACCCACUCACUCCUCAUCUCACCCACCCACUCACUCAUCCCCCCCACCCACUCACUCCUUAUCUCCCCCACCCACUCACUCAUCUCCCCCACCCACUCACUCCUCAUCUCCCCCACCCACCCACUCACUCAUCUCCCCCACCCACUCACUUGUAUCAUCUCAAGUAGCUCCUCAGCUGCCUGAUCUGGCAUGUAGCUCCAUGUGA
Messenger RNA from Closterium sp. Naga37s-1, 633 nucleotides. Lineage: Eukaryota; Viridiplantae; Streptophyta; Zygnematophyceae; Desmidiales; Closteriaceae. The record is from the annotation of a GenBank genome assembly.